This is a messenger RNA of Momordica charantia (bitter melon), 1155 nucleotides long. RefSeq lists its product as uncharacterized. Gene Ontology annotation, biological process: DNA repair; regulation of transcription by RNA polymerase II. Lineage: Eukaryota; Viridiplantae; Streptophyta; Magnoliopsida; Cucurbitales; Cucurbitaceae. Gene Ontology annotation, cellular component: transcription factor TFIIH holo complex. The record is from RefSeq and is a predicted model, not a curated record.
UUCACUCUCACUCAACCUCUCUCAAGCCUCUCUCCACCGUUACCUCCUCUGUUUUCUUCCCUCACUCAAGCUCUCCGUCGCCGCCGGCCUUUGUAGCUCCCGUCGCUGCCGGUUACAGCUUCCGUUGCCGCCCACUGCAACUUCCGUCCCCGCCCGCCUCUCCUGUCGCAGGCCACCGUCGUCAUUGCAGUCUGCCGUCGCCGUCGCCGUCGCAGGGUUUGACCUUACAAGCGAGUGAAUUAUAGAAAGGGAAAGAGAAAAAAAGCUGAAAAGCAACAAUAAUGGUAUUCUCCAGUAGUAAUCCUCAUAGUAAGGAAAUCGCUAUCCGGAAGAGGAUUGCUAGCAUAUUCAACAAGAGAGAAGAUGAUUUCUCAUCCCUGAGAGAGUACAAUGAUUAUCUGGAAGAAGUGGAGGACAUGACUUUUAACUUGAUUGAAGGCAUAGAUGUUCAAGCCAUCGAAGCAAAAAUUGCUAGGUAUCAAGAAGAAAAUGCUGAACAAAUAAUGAUCAACCGAGCUCGCAAGGCUGAAGAAUAUGCUGCAGCCCUUGCAGCAAGCAAGGGAAUUCCUGCACAAGCAGAUAAUGAUGGGGGUGCGGACCAAAGUUUUCAAGCAGGAAUAGCCACAGGUGCACAAGGUCAAUACGCACCUACAUUUGCUGGAGGGCAGCCACGACCCACAGGCCAACCUGUGCCUCUGGGUGGUGGUCCUGACAUGCAGGGCUAUGGGCUUGACGAUGAGGAAAUGUUGAGGCUCAGAGCGGAGCGAGGUGGAAGGGCUGGCGGGUGGAGCGUAGAGUUCAGCAGGAAGCGUGCACUUGAAGAAGCGUUCGGAAGUAUUUGGAUAUGUUAAGUUCGUACUUCUCAGAAUGCAAUCUGAUUUUGGCACAUUGUGAAAAUCUUAGCUUGUAAAAGAAUGAGUUUGAAUAAUAACAUUGAUUAUUACUAGUAUUGAAUCACGAGAGAGCGCGAGACAUAAGAACUUCUUAGGAGAAGUAAUCAAUAUAUCAUUUGUAAUUUUAAGUCAGUUUUAAGUUGCAUGUAAUUUUGAAUUCAGACGAGGCUCUCUGUAAAUUAUUGUCCAGAGAGCACCAACAGGUUAAAAUAGGAGCUAUCAUUCGACCUUUACUGUAUAAUCAAACCCAUUCUGUGUACAA